UUCAGGCGCAAAAACCGACAAACGCCAUUUUGGUCGAAAAUAAACCAUGGCGACCAUUACAUAGUACUGGUGCCGUAUUUACUGACAGCAUAUCUGUUUCUUUGCAAAAGCCGACACCUACUUCAUAAAACCCACAACAAUUCCAUGAUUCGUUUCAGAAACCGACAAGUGACGGGUAUCAUUUUUCGCAAAUACCGACAACUCCAUUUAUCCAAUCUAUACGCCGUAAUUAGUCACGUGAUUCAACAUGGCAGCGCCCAGGAUCCCUCUCAUUACUCACUAAAGUUUCUACGUAUUUUAUCGAAAAUGUCCUUUAAUAAUGGAGAACUUUGAUGACAUUGACGAGACAGUGGUAUUAUCACCAAUUGGGCGUAAACGGGAGAACAAUUCAGGCAAUUCUGGACGCUCCCUUGCAAAAAACGCGCGACAUAGUGGUGCUGAAAAACCUGCUAGCAUUUCGUGUGUACAUAAUGUACGUAAUGUGUGCUUGGCGACUUCCCUGUCCAAUGAUGAUUUAACCUACGCACAUGAUCGGUUAUAUUCUACUGAAAACAAGGUUACUCAGGAUGCCACCCUGCUUUCUUACAUGGAUAUCGGUAAAUGUGUGCGGAGGCGACCAAGGAUAGACGAUUCUUCUAAAAUUAAGAGGAAUAGAGAAAUUUCAGUGAAGUACUUCACUUUGACUGCAAACAAAGAGAAGAUACCAGUGUGCAAGGCCUCAUUCAUGAGCAUUUUCGGUGUCAAGAAAGAUCGGUUAGCGAAUAUUGCCAAAUAUUGGUCAGAGAAUGGAGUUGCGAGACCAGAACAUCGUGGAGGUGUGCGAAAUGUGGAGAGGAACCUUGCCAGAAAGCAUGCCAUUCGUGACCACAUCACAACGUUCACUUGUCGAGCUAGCCAUUAUGCUCGGCGUGGCGCCCCUGGCCGGAAAUACUUACCAGCCGACCUGAACGUCAAAAAGAUGCACCAAAUGUUUCAGGAUCAGAAUAAUUUACAGAUAUCGUAUUCACUAUACUACAGUGUUUUUGUCUACGAUUUCAACUUGGCCUUUGGUCAUCCUGCUGUGGAUAUAUGCAGCACAUGCCUGAAGUUCAGGCUACAGCUGAAGAACCCAUUCAUCACAGAUGAUAAUAAACGGAAUUGUUCGGCCAUGUUCAUUCUUCACAGGCGUAUGGCAAGGAGAUUCUAUGACAGUUUAAAUAAUGUCGAGGAUUCAUUCACCGUUUGUUUUGAUAUCAUGGAGAAUCUUGUUCUUCCGAAGUCUCCCAUAGGACAAACCUUCUAUUCUCGGCAGCUCUACCUCUAUGUUUUUGGUGUAGUUCACCACCGCGGCCGAGGUCUUCCACAGGGAAAAGAUGACAUUCACCUAUACAUAUGGUUAGAAAGCCAGAACCGCAAGGAUAGCAAUAUGGUGGCUUCAGCCUUAAACCAUUUUUUCAUUUCUGUUGUGGGGGACCAACUGAAAAGGAAUCAACACUUGCGCUUGUUUUCAGACUCCUGCUAUGGCCAAAAUAAAAACAUCAAUGUUUUGUCGAUGCUGUGUGCUAUGCGAAAACAGAACUUUCCACAGCUGAGCAUCGAAUACACAUUCCCUGUCCGAGGCCACAGUUUUCUUCCAGCAGAUAGGGUAUUCGGGAGGAUCGAGCAAGACAUUAGGAAAAAUAAUACUAUUCUCCUACCUGAUGAGUAUGUUGCUAUUCUAAACAAACACGGCAAAGUACAUGAGUAUUGUACAGAUUGGCAAUGUCGCGAUUUCAAGACAGCUGCAGCAGCGCAUUGCAAGUCCCAGAGGUCCUUCAAGAUCAGCGACGCCAAGGUCCUACGCAUCAAUUCGGAUCAAGUUGGUUUCAAGCAAGUCUAUGGUGGUGACUUUUGUGAACACGUUAUUCUCAAGAAGGGUAGAAAAUGGGAGAACUUCAAGCCAGCCAUCACUCCCAUGGUCAACUGUGUGAAGCCUGCCAAGAAAGUUGAUGUCCUCAAACUUAUUGAUGAGAUUGGUGCAGCUGACACUGUCCGGAUCUUUUAUGAGAAUAUCUUCGCCGAUGUCGGCCAGCGUGACAUUGGCAGACAGGACCUCGAGGAAAGCAGUGAUGAGGACUGAACUGUCAUUGGUUGGUUUCAAGCCAGUGCUACAUUAUAUCCUACUUGAACUUUGUGUGGCGAUACUAGUCACAAACUGUAUAAACCUUAAGAACCUUGACUCUCUUUCAUGGCGGUGAUUAUUCCUUUGUAGUUAAUAUCAAUCUGAUUAGAUUUCUAGUCAUAUGAAUGUUUGUUUCUUCAAGGACCUCUUGUUUUGUUAGAUUAAUACUGAUUUAUGUUGAAUAUUGAAUAACAGUCAUAAUAUUUGCCAUUUUUAACAUAUUUGUGUACUUUGAAACAUAUAAUGUUUCGACCAUUAUUUGAAGAAAAAAAAAUGUAUGGAUUUGUCUGUUUUUGCCGUAAAACGGAAUCAAAAACUACAUUUUUCUACUUUAUUAAUAAAUUAAUAUUUUUGAAAUUCUGUCCUUGGUUUACUUCACUUAUAACAAUUCAGAAUCACCCUAUACUAAAUUGAUAUGCUUAACCUAGAAAGCACACCAAAAAAACCUCUUUUACAGAAAAUGAUCAAAAUGGAUUUGUCUGUUUUUGCAUCUGAAC
Messenger RNA from Gigantopelta aegis, 2637 nucleotides. RefSeq lists its product as uncharacterized. Bases 320 to 2098 code for a protein of 592 amino acids. The transcript has 2 exons. Lineage: Eukaryota; Metazoa; Mollusca; Gastropoda; Neomphalida; Peltospiridae. The record is from RefSeq and is a predicted model, not a curated record.